GGUUAGAAAAGACAGCGCGAAACCGCUGGCAUGGAAGAGCGGUGCUUCUGGAGCGCCCGCGCCAAUGCCACCAGCGCGUGUGCCAAGACGACGUGGACGGCGUGUGGGUACGAGAGUCUGGUGCUGACGCCCAUUCUCCUCCUCUGCGUCUACUGGCUCGCGUUUGGCGUCUACAUGCUCCGGAAGGACGACUCGACCACCAAGCUCUUGACGUUCGACGUCGCGCGCAUCCACGACCCGGUCGCGCAAGGCAUUGCUAUUGCGCUCGCGCAGCGCCGGCACACGACCGAGAAGCCGUCGCACUUUCAGCACAACAUGAAGCUCUGUGCCAUGUGGGCCGAGUGGCCCGCGCUCUCGUACGCACCGCUCUCCGUCGCGCUCAAAGUCAUUAGCGCCGACGAGCCCAUCAACUCGGUCAUUUUCUCGCUCAACGUCACCAACGAAACCGUCAACGUGGCGGUCGCAUGCACGUGUGCCGUGCUCGUGAGUAGUCUCUGGCUCUACAAGACGUGGCGGCGUACAGACGACCGACUCUUGCGCCGGUUUGCGUACCCCAUCACCUUUGAUGUGCUCUACAUUCCGCUCGCGUCGACGUUUUUGCGCAUGGCGGUCUGUCCGCUGGGCCACGAUCGUGUCGCGCUGCCGGAUGGCUCGACGUGCGACUGCCUCGAUCGCUAUGGUUUCUUCUGGGCGAUCGGGUCUGUCGGUUUCGUGUCCAUCUACUCGUGCGCUAUCUACUACAAGAUGUUUAUCGAGCCGACAGGAUCGACGAUGGACUUUCGAUUCGAAACGAGCUUCCAGAUCAUCAUGGUCAUGGCCCGCACGCUCAACCCACUGCUUUCGAUGCUGGCCAACAGUGUUGGGCUCACGCACCAAGCGGCCCGUGCCGUGCCACUCACCCUCGCCUUUCUCGCGUCGUUGUCCUUCUUGCUGCUCGCGGCGUACAAGACGCAGCCGUGCAUUGGGAGCGGCCGACUGCCCAACAACAUCCGCGUGCUUUCGUUUUCGAGCUCUCUCUAUACCACGUUGUGCGUCCUCGGCUUUCUUGUGGCGGGCGGCCCUCCACAACAUUUGCACUACUCGCUCGGGCUGCUCCCGCUCAUUUGGGUCACUGCGUGGGUCGUCAACAGCCGGCGCGCCGCCAAGUUUCACAUCCCGAGCCUGACGAUUGUCGAGCUCCUGCACGACCGCACGCUGCAAGCCAAGACGGUGGGCGCCAUCGCCGCGUUGCAUGUGAACCCACUCAACAUUCGCGCCAACGACUACGAGGCCAUUAUCGCCAUGGUGCACAAAACGGUCAAAGUUGCUCGACUUCGCGAGCUGCACUGCCGUCUCUACUGCGCGCGCCUUCUCUGGUUUUGCCACAUUGAGAGCUAUCGCCGAGCAGGGACGCGUGUCGGGGAGCCCAAACCCGAGCUUGCACUCGUGCCUGGUCUCUGGUUCAAGGACGCGUCCAAUGACGUACGCACGUCGUCUCGAAAGCUGCUCAAGGCCAAGACGCGCAACGUGUCGGCACAGCUCGCCAAAAUCAAGAUUCGUCACAUCGAGCAUGUCACCGAUCCAACGGCGUCGACAACACCUGUCGACAAGCCGGCCGUGCGUCGGGCCCGGCCGCCGUCGCUCUUCCAGUCGGUCAAGCGCCUCCUCACCGUAACGUCGCCGAUUUCGGCGCGCGCCAUGCAGUAUCGUCGCAGCAUCGUCAGCGUCCCGUCCGUCGUUGACAGCAACGGGUUCUACGUCGUGGCGAUCCGGGACAAAAACUGGAUCGCCAAGCUCGAGGCGCCAGACCCGGCGCUUCAGCAAUUCGACGCCCUCUACCGCGCUGUGCUUGAGAUGCUCGAGCAAAGCUGCACGUUGGACGACCACGAGGCGAUGUUUGAAGCCGCAUCCUUCCUCUUGCAAUGGUACCGGUCGACCUACUUACGCUUGAACAAAACCAUCUACUUGCAUGUGGUCGCGACAUUUUGCGCGCUCCCCGACAUUGCGAGCGCCGCCGACGCCACGUACACGCUCCACCAACUGACCAUCGAGCUACGGACACUGUCCGCCGACCUCUGGCUCGCCAAUGCAUCGGACUUGAACCGAUUUGUGAGCGCGCUUAGCCACCCGAGCUCGAAAACCGUCGCCUGUUGCGCAGAAGUGCUCGCGCACCUCUUGGCCGCGGCCGAGACCAAGUCGUCCGUCAACUUGUACGUGCUCUUGAUGCCAAGCUCGAUUGCGAAGCUCCACGCGGCCUUCUCGAAUUGGCACCGCGACUUCCGCAUCAGCGACAGUCUCGAGCGCGCGUGCACGAGCUUGUACUGUCUCCAGCUUCGCUCGACGCUCGGGAAGCGCACCUCGAUUGGGACGCGGCAGCAGUCGACCACCAAGAUGUUUGUUGCGCUCGUGACGCAGAUGACGUCGGUGGUAGCCCGGCCGAUCGUUGCGAGCCUGAGCCGGGGCAACUCGGUGCAGUUGCGGACCUUGCCGACGAGCAUGGGGCGGCGCAUCUCGUUUGACACCCGCGGUUUGAUGCGCGACGGGUCGACAAGAAGCAUCGUCUCGAAUGCCCACGUGCAACCAGGAGACCUUCCGCGGAGACCGUCGCACGGCGCGAACGAGGUCGUGCCGCCACCGGCGCAGCCCAAGCCCAUGACGUCGCAAGCGCUUUUAGCGCAGUUUGAGGCAUCGCCGAUGCUGGCUCGCCACCGUUCGAUGCGAGAGAGCAUCAAGCCACGUGCGAAGAAGAAGGCGUCGCCCGACCACUGUACCUUUGUGACGCCCGAGAUGCUCGUGGAAAUUCAACGUCGACGCUCGCUGCGGCAACAAAUGCGCGAACUCCUUGAAACCACAUACGCGCGCUUCGAAACGACCUUGCCUCGGACAAUGACCGACAAAGGCCGGCACAACGCCAGUGCGAUUGAUGUCAUGAUCAAUUACACCAAGGUGCUGCAGCUGUACGUCGAGGCCGAGGACUGCGCGAUGGCCGACUAUGUGGCGACCGCGCUCGAUCCAUCGCUGCGCAACUUCUUUCUCACAAAUGUGCAGCCGUUCAUGAGCACGUACCUAGCUCGCGUUCGCGCCUCGCAGCGUCUUCGCGCGUGGUGGCGACGCACCUCUGAUCGAUAGUACUAGUACUAGUAGUUGGUUCCAAGCCACGGUAAAGUAUUUUUCC
Saprolegnia parasitica CBS 223.65 is the source of this 3154-nucleotide messenger RNA. RefSeq lists its product as hypothetical. The transcript has 9 exons. Bases 31 to 3108 code for a protein of 1025 amino acids. NCBI's taxonomy places the organism in Eukaryota, Oomycota, Saprolegniomycetes, Saprolegniales, Saprolegniaceae. The record is from RefSeq and is a predicted model, not a curated record.